This is a messenger RNA of Cicer arietinum (chickpea), 2150 nucleotides long. Its product is annotated as exocyst complex component EXO70H1-like. The record is from RefSeq and is a predicted model, not a curated record. Lineage: Eukaryota; Viridiplantae; Streptophyta; Magnoliopsida; Fabales; Fabaceae. Gene Ontology annotation, molecular function: phosphatidylinositol-4,5-bisphosphate binding. Gene Ontology annotation, cellular component: exocyst. Gene Ontology annotation, biological process: exocytosis.
AUAAAAGUAUUAAAAAAUCAAGUCAAUUUAGAGUACAUCCCACUCUAUAUAAUCCUUGAGCAGAGUUUACGAUUUGCAACAGAAUGCAAAACAGGAUAACAUUCUCAAAAGAAUUUCUAUAAUAAUUAAAUUAUCUUCCAAAUAAACAUAUUAACAAACACUUCCAACACCAACACAAAGAAAAAGAGAAACACAUAACUGAACUAUACCAUUAACCUUUUCCAGAAUGAGAAUAUUUUGCAUGAAUUCGAAAACGCCGUCGUUUUCCACAAACGAAAAUAGUUCUCCAUCCUCCAAUUCAACUAAUUCAUCCACAACACCUUCGAAUAUCAAAGCAAUUAAACGAAUAGACGCAGCAGAAGCGAUUAUACAAAAAUGGAACCCUGAAACCUCCCUUUAUGCCAAAAUCACUUCUCUUUUCUACAAUAACAAAAACGAAGCCAUUGAAUACGUUCACUGCGUUAACCAACUUCAAAGAGCAAUGCAUUCGUUACUCGAAUACGAUCCAUCUUCUCAGAAACUCAUUCACGCACAAAACCUAAUGCAAAUCGCCAUGAAAAGACUCCAAAAAGAGUUCUACCAGAUCUUAUCCAUGAACCGGGCCCACCUCGAUCCCGAAUCCAUCUCCGUUGGAUCCUCUCGCACCACCUUUUGUUCCGAUGAUGGAACACCGGUGGACGAUGUUCGCGAAGCAGAAGAUUCAAUCUCCGAAGUCGAACGCGUUUCUUCAGAUUCCGUGGCGGAUUUGAAAACCAUUGCUGACUGUAUGGUUUCCAACGGUUAUGCAAAAGAAUGCGUAAAAGUUUACAUCACGGUGAGAAAAUCGAUCGUUAACGAAGGAAUUUAUGGACUCGGUUUCGAGGAGCAAAUUAGUUUCUCGAAGGUGAAUAAAAUGGACUGGGAAGUUCUAGAGAUGAAAAUUAAGAGUUGGUUGGAGGCGGUUAAUAUUUCAGUUAGGACUCUAUUCGUCGGAGAGAGGAACCUCUGCCAUCGUAUUUUCGCUUCGAGUUCCAUAAGAGAAAUUUGUUUCAGUGAGAUUUCAAGAGUUGGAGCUACUCUUCUGUUUCGAUUUCCGGAACUCGUCACCAGAACGAAGAAAUCACCGCCGGAGAAGAUCUUUAGCGUGCUUGAUAUGUAUGUUGCAAUCACCGUGCUGUUGCCGGAGAUUGAAUCGAUUUUCUCGUUCAAUUCAACCAAUGCUAUUAAAUCUCAAGCAUACGAUUCGCGUUACCGACUUAUCCAGUGUGUAAGAAAUAUUCUCUCAGAAUUUGAGUCCGCAAUCGUGAAGGAUACUUCGAAAUCGCCGGCGAACUUCGAAGGUGUUCAUUCUCUGACAACGCGAACAAUGCAGUACCUUACCAGUCUCGCAGAUUACAGCAAUGUGCUGAAUGAAAUAUUCUUGGACAUUAAUCAUCCGCCGUCAAAGUCCCCGUUGUCGGAAGACAUCUACGCGACGGAAACGGCGACGGAAUUUUCUGUAUGGAUGGCGAGGUUGAUUGUGGUUCUAGUUUGCAAAAUCGAGGGGAAAUCGAAGCAGUGGAAGAAUGCUUCAUUGUGUUAUCUGUUUGUUGCGAACAAUCUCCAGCACUUGAUGGAGAAGGUCCGUGCAUCGAAGUUGCAAUACGUUUUGGGCGAUGAUUGGGAGUUGAAGCAUAUAGCGAAGGUGAAGCAGUUGAUGGAGGACUAUGAGUCUUCCGUAUCAAAGCACACAGGCAGCGAUGAAGAAGUUGGUUUAGAUCAUCGGUAGGAGGUUCGAGCGUCCAUGUGAGAUAGUGACUGUUCACUCGGAUGAAACACCUUACACCCAACAUCCUCUCUCAUCAACCCUGCUGUACCACCAUUUCAAAAUAACUCGCCUUCGGAAAUUAUGUCCCCAAUUCAAUCUUGUUAUUUAUUCAAAUGAAAAUAAUUUUCUAAUAUUAUUUCAUCAAGACAUUCCAACAGUGGUGUGACAUGAUAAAAAGGGAGAGUGGUGUCGACAUGGUUGUAAGGAAAAUUCAUGAUAAUAUUGUAAUUGGAACUUUGUUUGGUUGAUUAUUAGGAUGUUGAAGUGUUACCAUAUUAAUAAGGAGGAGGAACCGUGUUGUUACGGUGUUUGUUACCCAUUUGUGUGGUGUCUGAAAACUCACAACAUAACAUACUUCUAUUUC